UGGACGACAUGUCAGAGCCAAACGCCCUCUGUUGACCGGUGAAACGUUGCAGCUGAUCUUCGACCUCUUCAUCAGGCAACAUGGCCGCUGGGAAACUCUACACCUACCCCGACAACUUUCGGGCAUUUAAGAUCUUGAUCGCUGCCCAAUACAGUGGUGCCAAGAUCUCCCUUGUUCAAGAUCCACCGGGCUUCAAGUUUGGGGAGACUAACAAGUCUCCAGAGUUCCUCAGCAAAUUCCCGUUGGGAAAGGUUCCAGCUUUUGAGGGAAAUGAUGGUGUGUGCCUUUCAGAAUCCAACGCUAUUGCCAACUAUGUGGCUAACAGUCAGCUACGGGGAGAGGAUGUCUUAAGCCAGUCCCAGGUUCAGAUGUUUGUUAACUUUGCAGACAGUGAGAUUCUUCCUGCAGCAUGCAAUUGGGUGUUUCCUACACUAGGGAUCAUGCAGUACAAUAAAGCAAACACUGAACGAGCCAAGGAAGAUGUCAAGAAGGCGCUGGGAUUCCUUAAUGACACCCUCAAGACAAAGACCUUCCUGGUAGGAGAGAGAGUAACUCUAGCUGACAUUAGUGUUGCCUGCAGCCUUCUGCUUCUCUACAAGAAUGUGCUAGAACCCCAGUUCCGUGCUCCAUUUACAAACGUGAACAGGUGGUUUACUACACUCGUCAAUCAACCUCAGGCCAAAGCAGUCUUGGGAGAAGUCCAACUUUGUGUAAAGAUGGCUCAGUUUGAUGCCAAGAAGUUUGCUGAGUUGUCUGGCAAGAAAGACAAGAAGAAAGAUGAGAAGAAAGAAUCCAAGAAAGAGAGCAAAAAAGCAGAGGCAAAAGCUGCCAAGCCAGUCAAGGAUAGCGAGGAGGAUGAGCAGCCACCUGCUCCCAAGGAAAAGAAGGACCCAUUCGCGGAUCUGCCACCACCCACAAUGGACAUGGAUGCCUUCAAGCGUUGCUACUCAAACAAUGAUAGCUUGACUGUGUCAUUGCCCUACUUUUGGGAGAAGUUUGACAAGGAGAAUUACUCCAUCUGGUUCUCUGAGUACUUGUUUCCUCAUCAGCUGAAGCUAACCUUCAUGAGCUGUAACCUUGUUGGUGGUAUGUUCCAGCGGCUAGACAAGAUGAGAAAGCAUUCCUUUGCGUCUGUGAUUAUCUUUGGUGAGGACUAUAAAAGCACUAUAUCUGGACUAUGGUUCUGGAGGGGACAAAAUCUCAUCUUUGAGAGAUGCGAGGAUUGGAAUGUUGACUACGAGUCGUACAAGUGGACCAAGCUUGAUCCCGAUGACCCGAAAACAAAGAAUAUGGUCAAGGAAUACUUUACCUGUGAGGGUGACUUUGAUGGGAAAACGAUUGCGGAGAGUAAAAUAUACAAGUAAGCUGGUUGUUUAGUAAAGAGAGAACCAUUUCAAUUAUUUUCACAGCCAAACGACAAUUCAGAUAACAGAACGAUUUUCAGGACAUUUAAAACAUAAAGCAUUUAAUUACAGCUAUGGUCUUUGUCUUUUGAGUCUUUGAAGCUUUGCCAGUGUCAGGAUAUUUGUGUUUUUCAGGGGGUAAAGGUGGUGUUUCUUUAAAAGAUAUUAUAGAUAGUAAUGUUUAUAAUUACAACUUUUACAGCAAAAUGAAGUGUGUACAGAUAGUUGCACGUAUCUUGGUUGUCAAAAUAUAAAACAGAUAUUGUUUAAAAAAAAAAAACACUUGCAUUACAGCACUGAGGAGAAUAUAGUACCUCAAAUUUAAAGUGUGGUCUCUAUUGCUAGUGGGGUUUUGUAAUACGUGUAAAUCAUAAUUUAACAUGAAAGUAUUUAAUUCAUAUCUUCCUAUAGAAUGUCUAAAUUUAUAUACAAGGAAACAGAGUGCUUUAGCAGAAUUGAUUUUUGCAUUUAUACAUGUACAAAGUACACGGAUGUGUAAAAAAAAUGAUUUUGCCCUCUCUAAUACAGAAAAAUGACCAGUCAAUGUCUCUUCACAAAUUCUUUUGUCACAUACUUCUUACUAACUUCUUUGUGUGUGUGUGUGUGGUAUAUUUUCACACAACCUGUCUUUAUAUAAAAUAAGAUAAAUAAGAAUUGUUGCUUUAAGCUGUAUCAUCUUAGACAUCAAAUUAUUUGAGUCAAAUUGAAGCAAAUCGCAGGGCAAAACUGGUGCCAUAGACUUAUAGAAUUGCUAUAAUUAUUGUUUUUGUUUACCUUGCCUUUAGAAAACCCAGACAUCAAUGGUAACAUUGCUCUUUUAAUAGGUAGCAAACAUUACAUGUCAUGGAAUUUAUUAUAAGAUGUGCUUCUCAAGAGCAUUUUACGGAAAUGUAUUUAUCUGGAUUGUCGUUGGCUUGUGUCUUAUUUCUCCAUGCAUUCAUUUUGGUGUUGCCAGUCAUUUUGGGUAAAAAAAAAAAUUCAAACCGUUAUACGAAAUGCAACAAUAAAUCGGUACCAAAAGGUACUCAUUCAUUACAAGCUCUAGGA
This is a messenger RNA of Patiria miniata (bat star), 2450 nucleotides long. RefSeq names its product elongation factor 1-gamma-like (gene eef1g). Gene Ontology annotation, biological process: translational elongation. The coding region runs from base 81 to 1364 and encodes 427 amino acids. Gene Ontology annotation, cellular component: nucleus; cytoplasm. The record is from RefSeq and is a predicted model, not a curated record. Gene Ontology annotation, molecular function: translation elongation factor activity. The transcript is spliced from 10 exons. NCBI's taxonomy places the organism in Eukaryota, Metazoa, Echinodermata, Asteroidea, Valvatida, Asterinidae.